Apaloderma vittatum (bar-tailed trogon) is the source of this 1368-nucleotide messenger RNA. RefSeq names its product SLX4 interacting protein (gene SLX4IP). NCBI's taxonomy places the organism in Eukaryota, Metazoa, Chordata, Aves, Trogoniformes, Trogonidae. Bases 1 to 1368 code for a protein of 455 amino acids. The record is from RefSeq and is a predicted model, not a curated record. The transcript is spliced from 6 exons.
AUGUGCUUCCUAGCAGCCACAGUUGAACAUUUUUUUUUUCUUCUUUGUUUUUUUUUGCAGUGUGGGAACUUUGCUGUUUUGGUGGAUGUUCAUAUUUUGCCUCAAGGCUCCAAUAAAGACACCAGCUGGUUUUCAGAUCAUGAGAAAGAGGAGGUCUGCAUGCUGCUGGAAGAAGUUGUUGCUACAAGGGUCAAACACUACUUGGAAGCACCUAAACAGCGUGGUCAAUGGAAAGCAAUGGAACAUGCAUCAUCUGGUCCUCUGUUUCUUACAGCUAACAGUUUGCACAUUACUGCGUACUUUAUGAAGAGAUGGGUUAAUCUCCGUUGUGCUGUGGGGAAACACUACCGCGAGCUACGUGUAUUUCCAGACAGAUUUAUAGUUUGUGUCAGUAAACUUGAAUUUAACCCAAGUGCUUGGACAUGUGAAGAUGGUGUAUUGAAAGAAGAACUUUCCAGUGGGACGUCUGAAUAUUUUACUGAGUCUGCUGAGAACAAGAAGCCUCAGAUAAGUCUGAAUGAACAAAUAAAGCAAGACAUCUUGAAAAAAAUUGUGAAAAGGACCAAAACAAGGAAAAAUAGCACAAGCAAACCUCAACUCAGCAAGGGCCCCAAGAAAGUGUAUCUUGGCUCAGUGGACUCACAGACAGGGAACAGAAAGAACGACUAUCAAACUUCUCUCAAUCCUCAAUCUGAAGUGAGCUGUGGGAGUUCGGGAGUGCUAAAGGAUUGCAUAAAUACAGCUGAGAGCAACGUGGAGCUUCCUGUUUUAGAGCUGGAAAAUGAUGUUAAUCAGAGACAGCCAGCUGGUGUUAGCAGCCAGCAAAAGCCUCACUCUGUGGAGCGGUCGAAGCUGAGUCUUCUAAGCGAGACCCUUCCUCGUAGCUCUGAGUCAGCACUGCUGGGUCCAAAACAAAGUCCAGAAGUGACCAAAACACAGGCUCAACAAAAGAGCUGUGGUUCAGAAGAAAAGCUAGAGCAUUUUGAAAAAGUAUCCUCUGGAGGGACUCCUUUAAUCCCUAGCAAUACAGAAAUGAAUAAGUGUGAUGACGCCUGUUUAGAUCCAUCCCUGGAGGAGAAGACCCCAAUUAAUUCCAGAUUGUUUACUAAAGAAGACACGACAAAGGCUGCGUCUGAUGAGGAGUCACCAACUUUGAGAGAAAACCUCUCCCAGCCUCUUUCUGUGAGGAACAAUAUAGCGCAGACAAGCCAAAAUGAGCAAAACACGACCACUGAAACGUUGCCUGGGAUGCCAGCGUCAUGUCCAGAACUGCAGCCUGUGUCUUCAGAGAAGCUCGCUCAGAAAAGAAAAAAAGAAGUUGAAAACGGCCUCUGGAAGUUAAAACUGCGAAGGCUUAGAAAGCCAUAA